AUGGCACAGACUGACAUGGCCCACGACAUCGCCCAAGACAACGCGAAAGGGACUCGCGGCAGUGUGGAGUAUGUUGAAAAGGCCGUUAUCCACGGGGACCACCACAAGAAGGCGGAUGCCUUCGUCACUGGCACCAACCUCCCACCGAUCGACCCGGUGGCAGAAAAGGCGCUGAACAGGAAGCUCGACAUCUGGGUCAUGCCUCUUCUAACGCUUAAUUUCAUGUUUGCAUAUGUCGACAGGUCAAACCUAGGGAACUCCAAGAUCAUUGGGUUGGAGAAGGACCUUGGGAUGGAGGGAUACGACUUCAACUGGGCGUCCACCGCAUUUUAUUUUACGUACAUUCUCAUCGAGUUGCCCGCCAAUAUGGUGUUGAAGAAAAUCGGCGCCAAGAUCUUCCUCCCUGCCCUUUGCGCCUGCUUUGGCAUUAUUACCCUGUCGACUGCCUUUAUCCACAACUUCCAAAGCCUCGUGGCGAUGCGGCUGCUCUUGGGCCUUGCUGAGGGCGGCCUCUUGCCAGGAUAUGCUUACUAUCUAUCGUCUCUCUACCCCCGUUACGAGCUUGGCGGUCGAGUUGCAGGGAUGAUGACUGCAUCGCUCCUUUCUGGGUUUCUAGGCGGCUUCCUAGCCCUUGCCUUUGGCAAUCUCCGGCCUCUAGGAAUCCUCCAUACCUGGCGCCACAUCUACUUCUUCGAAGGCAUUAUCUCUCUAUGCCUUGCGGUUGUGUCAUAUAUCGUCUUUCCAAAGGAUAUCGAAAGCGCCUGGUUCCUUUCCGCCCAAGAUAAGGAAGUUGGUCUUGAACGCCUCAGACGCCAGGAGUUGACAGAUCCAUCGACAACCAUCAAGAAGAAGCACAUUGUGCAGGGAGUAAAGAAUAUCAACAACUGGAUCGCCGCUACUAUCUUCUCCAUUAUCAAUGUUCCUGUGCAAUCCUGCAUCUUGUUUCUCCCCUCAAUUAUUCACUCCAUGGGCUAUACCUCUAGCAAAGCUCAGAUUAUGUCUGGUGCACCAUUCCUGGCUGGUACAGCCAUGUUGGCUCUGCAGGGAUAUCUAUCAGACAAACUACGACGCCGGGGCCUUGUUAUCUUGAUCUGUGUCCCAUUUCUAGCGGUUUGCUUUAUGCUCCUCUUGAUUUUCACCCUUGGCGGACAACAUCUGCUCGACAUCCCUGGGCUUCGCUAUAUGGCGUUAUUCAUCGGCGUAACGUUUGGCACCGGUGGUGGACCCAUCACCCUAGCUUGGGCAAUGAACAACAGCCCCAACCCGGGCGUACGCGCCGUCUCCACGGCUAUUAUUAUCGGCUUUGGCACUAUUGGCUCGUUCAUCGCAUCCUGGACCUAUACGAACAAAGAGGCGCCGCUGUACGUCACAGGGCAUGCCAUCAACAUGGGCUUCUCGGUCACUGCCGUCGCCCUGAUUGCCGUCUACUGGUGGUACUGCAGCUGGGAGAACCGACAGCGGGACCUGGGCAGGCGGGAUUAUCGCCUGCUUGAUCUCUCGCAGGAGGAGAUUGACGACCUUGGACAUCGGCAUCCUGAUUUUCGAUAUGCGUCGUGAGGUGAUCACAGGGGUAUGCCAUUCUGUGGUGCACGUGGGUGCUGUUUCUUGGGCGAUAGUGUGAUUAUCUAUUGGCUAGACGUUCGGGACUCACGGGGAUUUGGUCAUUUCACUGCCGAUGAG
Messenger RNA from Phialemonium atrogriseum, 1680 nucleotides. RefSeq names its product major facilitator superfamily domain-containing protein. Gene Ontology annotation, biological process: transmembrane transport. Gene Ontology annotation, cellular component: membrane. Gene Ontology annotation, molecular function: transmembrane transporter activity. Bases 1 to 1557 code for a protein of 518 amino acids. The transcript is spliced from 5 exons. NCBI's taxonomy places the organism in Eukaryota, Fungi, Ascomycota, Sordariomycetes, Cephalothecales, Cephalothecaceae. The record is from RefSeq and is a predicted model, not a curated record.